CCGGUCAAAGGGUACGAGAUUUGAGUUUUCCUGAUCUUGGCAGUUACACUAUCAAUGUUCAAUGGAAGGCCCCGGAAAAACCCUAUGGAGAAAUAAAAGCCUACUACGUUGAGGUUACUGAACUGGAAACACAAAUAUCAUAUGAAAGAGAAGUAUUUUGGACAAAUGCAACAUUUCUUGAUUUGAGUCCUUUCACACCGUACAACGUAUCAGUCCGAACGAUAAACCAUCCGAACCCUACUAGCAAAUUGUACGGUGGAAUCGGUGAAGCAGUCACAAAUAUUGUAACUACACUACCGCUGGCCGGUCAACAGGUCACUGAUAUAAAAUUUCAUGACAUCGGUACUGAUUCAAUCACGGUUUCUUGGAGGCCCCCUGAACCACCGCAUGGUGAAAUAAAGUCAUACCACGUUACAGCUAGGAAAUUGUUAACGAAGGAGCUGGUGAAGUCGGAGACAACGACAAAUGGAACAACAUUGCGUAAUUUGAUUCCGGACACAUGGUACGCCAUAGCAUUCGAGACUGAAAACAUGCAGCUGAAUGGCCACGGCGGCGGACUCGGCGAAGCCGUCAUAAAAACGCUAUCGACAAAACCAUUGGGUAAGUGUUGCCUCUUUUUAAUGCAUACCUCCGGCAUUGGUAAUAUUUUUAAAGAGCCAGAUGGCCUUUUAUGCCAGAAGUAG
Messenger RNA from Dibothriocephalus latus, 683 nucleotides. NCBI's taxonomy places the organism in Eukaryota, Metazoa, Platyhelminthes, Cestoda, Diphyllobothriidea, Diphyllobothriidae. The record is from the annotation of a GenBank genome assembly.